UCUGUGCGUUUCUCUUAUUUGAUUGGACGGCAGGUUGGCGUAUCUUCAGGCAAAGAUGGCAGCCGCAGUAGUAAGGAGUGUUGGGUCAAAACUAAGCAGAAAUUUGAGAGAAAUCAGGAUCCAUCUGUGCCAGAAGUCGACCGGCAGUCAGGGAGUCAGAGACUUCGUUGAACAGCACUAUGUGGAGCUUAAGAAAGCCAACCCAGAAUUCCCCAUCCUGAUAAGAGAAUGCUCAGGAGUUCAACCUAAAUUAUGGGCUAGAUAUGAUUUUGGGAAGGAGACAAAUGUCUCAUUAAAUAACCUCAAUGUCGACCAAGUCGCCAGGGCUCUGGAGUCUGUUGCUACCCGUAAACCAUGAAGGAUUCGUUUUGAAAAUAUUUUCAGAUAAAAACAAGGAAAGCUCCCGCCUUUGAUGGACGUUAAGUUAUAUUUACCCUGUACCACCAUAUAUCAGAAUAAAAGUUCUUAAUUGUGCAA
This is a messenger RNA of Xenopus laevis (African clawed frog), 477 nucleotides long. RefSeq names its product NADH:ubiquinone oxidoreductase subunit A2 L homeolog (gene ndufa2.L). The record is from RefSeq and is a predicted model, not a curated record. Lineage: Eukaryota; Metazoa; Chordata; Amphibia; Anura; Pipidae. Bases 56 to 358 code for a protein of 100 amino acids. The transcript has 3 exons. Gene Ontology annotation, cellular component: mitochondrial inner membrane; respiratory chain complex I; mitochondrion.